This is a messenger RNA of Cordyceps fumosorosea ARSEF 2679, 1059 nucleotides long. Its product is annotated as Methyltransferase type 11. The record is from RefSeq and is a predicted model, not a curated record. Gene Ontology annotation, molecular function: methyltransferase activity. Lineage: Eukaryota; Fungi; Ascomycota; Sordariomycetes; Hypocreales; Cordycipitaceae. The coding region runs from base 1 to 1059 and encodes 352 amino acids. The transcript is spliced from 4 exons.
AUGAGCGGCCAGGGAUCUUCAAACCUCGGCGAUGUUGUCGACGUUGGCACUGCUGAUGAGGUGGCUGUGAUCUAUGGCAUCGAAAAAGGGGUCGAGUACGUCGACUCGGACUACACGGACGACACCCAGAGCCUCACGUCGAGCAUACGCCAACACAUCGUGGACGGAGGUCUCCGGUAUCACGCGUAUCACGCUGGACAGUACGCGUUCCCAAACGACGAGAAUGAGCAGCAUCGCGACGAUCUCAAGCACAACUUGACGCUGCAUUUGUGCGAUGGCAAGUACUUUCUGGCGCCGAUUGAAGAAGUACUCAAGAAUGGAGCGCAAGUGCUCGACCUCGGAACGGGCAAUGGAAAGUGGUGCAUAGAGUUGGCAGACAUUUAUCCAAACAGUACGUUUCAGGGAAUGGAUCUGUCACCCAUCCAGCCUGAUUGGGUGCCGCAAAACGUCUCCUUUGUUGUGGAUGACAUUGAGCACACGGCGGGCUGGACAUACGAAGAGAACAUGUUUGACUACAUCCACGUCCGACACAUUGUCCACUCGGUCAGAGACCGGCAAGAACUCUGGCACAGGAUAUACAAACACCUCAAACCCGGCGGCUACGUCGAGAUCCAAGAGUUCGAGUACGUCGCCGCAUGCGACGACUCCUCCUGCGACGGGCCCUACGCCUGGCGCGACUUCCUCGAGAACCUGCGAAAGGGCCUCUCCGCCCUCGGCGGCUCCGACCUUCUCGGUGUGCGGCAGGUGGACGCGGAGCUCGCGCGCGCGGGCUUCCGCGGGCUGGGCUACCGCCAGAAGAAGUGCCCCAACGGGCCGUGGGCGCGCCGGCGGCGGCUGCAGGAGUGCGGCCACAUCCUGCGCGACGUCUGCAUGCAGGGGCUCAUCGGCCUCGCGCGGAGGCCCUUCCGCGAUGGCCUCCAGUGGACGCCCACGCAGACCGAGGUCUUCCUCGUGGACGUGCGGAGGGCGCUGAUGGCGGUCGGGGAGAGCGGCCUGCCGAGGCAUCACUCGUACUUUCCGUUUCACAACUUGUACGCGCAGAAGCCGCUAGAUGCGUGA